AUGUCGUUCGGUCUCAAAAACGCUGGCGCAACAUACCAGCGCCUGAUGGACAAAAUCUUUGCGGAAGAUAUUGGGAAGCAUAUCGAGGUGUACAUCGAUGAUCUGGUGAUUAAAAGUCCUGAGGAGGACCAAAUGUUAAAAGAUAUCGAGAAAACGUUCAACUCGUUGAGAAGCGUGAAUAUGAAACUGAAUCCAGCCAAAUGUUCCUUUGGUAUGGAAGAAGGCAAAUUCUUGGGCUUCGUGGUCACAAAUGGCGGCUUUAAAGUUAACCCAGAAAAAGUUCAAGCCAUAGAGCGAAUGCCGUCACCUCGAACAAUCAAAGAAAUGCAACGAUUGGUCGGUCGUCUAGCCGCGCUUAAUCGAUUUCUAUCAAACCAUGCGGCAAAGUCAUACCCUUUUAUCAGCACUCUGCGCAACUGCGUAAAAAAUCAAGAAUUCAAAUGGACGCCAGAGGCAGAAACCGCAUUUCAACAGAUGAAAGAAUGUUUGAUAAAGCUCCCUACUCUGACCGCGCCAUUUGAGAAGGAACCACUCAUCCUGUACUUGUCCUCUUCGGACAAGGCGGUUGGGUCGGUAUUAUUGGUGGAGAGAGAUGGAGUGCAGACUCCAAUAUAUUACGUGAGUAGGGUGCUUACCGAUCCAGAAACGAGAUAUUCAACAAUGGAAAAGUUGGUACUUGCGCUGCUACACGCCUCUAGAAGGCUGCGCAGAUACUUUACAGGGCACGUGAUCACAGUACUAACCAACUUUCACAUCGGCACAAUAUUGCAAAAACCAGAGACGUCUGGGCGGCCGUGCCCAGCCAUCAAGGGUCAAGUUCUAGCGGACUUCGUCACAGAAGUCCCAGUGGAUAAAAUCAAGGAUUGUGAGAUUGUUGAGACUCCCGUGAAAGACACGUCCAAUGAGUUAUGGUUGCUGUACACUGAUGGGGCCUCAAACGAAGAUGGCGCAGGAGCUGGAUUGUGCCUUGUGAGCCCUAAGAAACAUGAAUUUACAUACGCCAUCAAGUUGGAUUUCAAGAAUACCAACAACGAGGCGGAAUACGAGGCAUUCUUGGUAGGCUUGCGCCUCGCCGAAAAGAUGGGAGCUCAAAAUCUGCGAGCGCAUGUUGAUUCACUCUUGAUCGCCAGCCAAAUCAGCGGACUAUACGUUGCAAAGGGCGAAGUUAUGGCUUUGUACUUAGAUCAAGCAAAAGAGUUGCUUCAACAAUUCAAGUCCUACAAGGUAGUGCAUAUUAAUCGCUCAGAGAACAAACCAGUAGACGCCUUGAGCAAGCUCGCGUCAACUUCUUUUCAGCAUCUCGCCAAAGAUGUAAGAAUCAAAGUAUUAAAAAACCCGUCGGUUCUGCUGCAUCAAGUGAAUGUGAUAGAGAUAGGGCAAUCAUCUUGGAUGACCCCUAUAAUCCAGUAUUUGCAAGAUGGAAUACUCCCUGAGAGCAAAGCAGAGGCAAGGAAAAUUCAGAACAAGGCCUUGCAUUAUGAGAUGAAUGGCGAUAUCUUGUACCGAAAAUCCUUCUUAGGGCCACUCUGCGUGGACCCCCAAGAUGCGAAUUACUUGGUUAGGGAGAUUCAUGAAGGAAUCUAUGGGAUGCACGUUGACGCUCUAAAGGAGCUGCGCAAAUGCGACUCCUCUCAAAGGCACUCCCCAAAAACCCUGCGCCCGAAAAACGAUCUUAUCCCUGUAUCCACUGCCUGGCCUUUUCAGCAGUGGGGGAUCGAUAUGGUGGGCCCUUUCCCCGAAGCUCCUGGUGCCGUCAAGUUCAUAAUCGUGGCUGUCGAUUACUUUACUAAAUGGGUGGAGGCCAAAGCUCUCGCCUCAACUACUGCAAUGAUGGUACGCAAGUUUAUUUGGGAACACAUCAUCUGCAGGUUCGGUCUCCCACUCAAGAUUGUAACCGACAAUGGCACCAACUUUGCGUCUGACGACCUCCAGAAGUGGAUGAAAGAGAUGAAAAUCGAACACACCUUCUCCUCCGUUGCGCACCCUCAAGGAAACGGGCAGGUUGAAAGUGUAAACAAAAGUAUUGUCGAUGGGAUAAAAGCCCGACUGGGCACAAAGAGAAGAGGAUGGAAGUCAUAG
Messenger RNA from Helianthus annuus (common sunflower), 2079 nucleotides. RefSeq lists its product as uncharacterized. Gene Ontology annotation, biological process: DNA integration. The transcript is spliced from 4 exons. Bases 1 to 2079 code for a protein of 692 amino acids. Gene Ontology annotation, molecular function: nucleic acid binding; RNA-DNA hybrid ribonuclease activity. NCBI's taxonomy places the organism in Eukaryota, Viridiplantae, Streptophyta, Magnoliopsida, Asterales, Asteraceae. The record is from RefSeq and is a predicted model, not a curated record.